CGCUGGAGCUCAGCGAGGACGGAGGGAAUGGAGCAGGGAAAACCCGCGGCCGCUUUAUAACAGCGAUUCCGAAAAUCUCUCGCUGUAAACCCGCAAACAACGAGGGGCGCGACGGAGCGAUGCGAGCCCCGCUCUGAAAGGAGCCCAGAAAGGAGCAGAGGCGAGAAAACGGGAGGGAAAGAUGGGCGCCGUGCUGCGGAGCCUCUUUUUGUGUAGUUUCUGUUUGCAGAUCCGCGCUGCGCCGCUCCUCCUGUACGCGAACCGGCGCGACCUGCGGCUGGUGGACGCGGCUCAUGGGCGCGGGAACGCCACGGUGGUAGUCAGUGGCCUGGAGGACGCUGCGGCCGUGGAUUUUAUUUAUGCCCAGGGUCUGAUCUACUGGAGUGAUGUAAGCGAGGAGGCCAUCAAGCGCACGGUCUUCAACGGCUCCAGCCCCAACGGCGACCAGACCGUCGUGGUGUCCGGUUUGGCCUCCCCUGAUGGGCUGGCUUGUGACUGGCUAGGGAAGAAGCUUUACUGGACGGACUCGGAAACCAACCGGAUAGAAGUGGCAGAUCUUGAUGGAUCAUUUCGGAAAGUUUUGUUCUGGCAGGGCCUCGAUCAGCCGAGAGCAAUUGCUUUGGAUCCUAGCAGAGGGUACAUGUACUGGACAGACUGGGGUGAGAUUCCGAAGAUUGAGAGGGCGGGUCUGGAUGGCACAAAUCGAGCUGUUAUUGUUGACACUGAAAUCUACUGGCCCAACGGACUUACUUUAGACUACAGCCAGCAGAAACUGUACUGGGCCGAUGCGAAGUUCAACUUUAUUCACCGUUCCAACCUGGAUGGCACGGGAAGAGAGGUGGUGCUGGAGGGCUCACUCCCGCACCCGUUUGCUCUGACGCUGUAUGAAGACACGCUCUUCUGGACGGACUGGAACACGCACUCUAUCCACUCCUGCCAGAAGCAGACGGGACAGGAACGUCGCGAGAUCCACACCAACAUCUUCUCUCCCAUGGACAUACAUGUCUUCAGCCAAAAGAGACAGCCCACUGAUUUGAGCACUCCCUGCUCUCUGAAGAAUGGUGGCUGUUCGCACCUGUGCCUGCUGUCUCCAGUGAAGCCCUACUACCAGUGUGCCUGUCCCACCGGUGUGCAACUACUGGAGGACAACAAGACCUGCCGAGACGGUGCCACACAGCUCCUCCUUCUGGCCCGUCGAACAGACCUGCGACGAAUCUCGUUGGACACACCAGACUUUACAGACAUUGUGCUGCACGCGGAGGAUAUCCGACAUGCUAUCGCCAUUGACUAUGAUCCUGUAGACGGCCACAUCUACUGGACGGAUGAUGAGGUGCAGGCCAUCCGUAGGUCUCGUCUAGAUGGCAGCGAUGCCCAGUUCAUUGUCACCUCCCAGGUUAACCACCCAGACGGGAUUGCCGUGGACUGGAUCGCAAGGAACCUCUACUGGACGGACACUGGCACAGAUCGAAUUGAGGUGACACGGCUAAAUGGAACAAUGAGGAAGAUUUUGAUCUCGGAAGACCUGGACGAGCCAAGAGCCAUUGUUCUAGAUCCAGUUUCAGGGUACAUGUACUGGACCGACUGGGGAGAGAUUCCCAAGAUUGAGCGCGCUGCUCUUGAUGGCACAGAUCGGGUAGUGAUGGUGAACACCUCCCUGGGUUGGCCCAAUGGACUAGCGCUCGACUAUGUGGAGAGGAAGGUCUACUGGGGGGAUGCCAAGACUGACAAGAUUGAGGUGAUGAAUAUGAAUGGAACCGGCCGGAAAAUCCUGGUUGAAGACAAACUCCCUCACAUAUUUGGGUUCACGCUCCUUGGUGACUACAUCUACUGGACCGACUGGCAACUCAGGAGUAUCGAGCGUGUUCACAAGCACACUGCUGAAAGGGAGGUGAUCGUCGACCAGCUGCCUGACCUCAUGGGCCUGAAGGCCACGUACGUGCACCAAGUAUUUGGUACGAACCCAUGUGCUGAAAAUAACGGUGGGUGCAGUCACCUGUGCCUGUACAAGCCGCAGGGUGUGGCAUGCGCAUGCCCCAUCGGCCUUGAGCUCAUUGCUGACAUGAGCACUUGCAUCGUGCCGGAGGCCUUCCUGCUCUUUUCCCGCCACAGUGACAUCAGGCGUAUCUCCCUGGAAACCAACAAUAACAACGUGGCUAUCCCGCUGUCCGGUGUGAAGGAAGCGUCUGCUCUGGAUUUCGAUGUCACGGACAACCGUAUCUACUGGACUGACAUCACACUGAAGACCAUCAGCCGAGCGUUCAUGAACGGCAGCGCUCUGGAGCAUGUGGUGGAGUUCGGCCUGGACUACCCUGAGGGCAUGGCGGUGGACUGGUUAGGCAAGAACCUGUACUGGGCCGACACGGGCACUAACCGCAUUGAGGUGGCCAAGCUAGAUGGCCAGCACAGGCAGGUCUUGGUGUGGAAGGACCUAGACAGCCCGCGAGCGCUGGCACUGGAUCCUGCUGAAGGUUUCAUGUACUGGACCGAGUGGGGUGGGAGGCCCAAGAUUGACCGAGCCGCCAUGGAUGGAACAGGGCGCAUAACGCUGGUGCCCAACGUGGGCAGGGCCAACGGUCUUACCAUCGAUUACGCUGAGAGACGGCUCUACUGGACUGACCUGGACACCACGCUCAUCGAAUCUUCCAACAUGCUUGGUCUCGAACGUGAAGUGAUUGCCGAUGACUUGCCUCACCCAUUUGGCCUCACACAAUACCAGGACUACAUCUACUGGACUGACUGGAGCCAGCGCAGCAUCGAGCGGGCCAACAAGACCAGCGGUCAGAACCGUACUCUCAUCCAGGGUCAUCUGGACUAUGUGAUGGACAUCUUGGUGUUCCACUCAUCGCGGCAGGGCGGCUGGAAUGCCUGUGCGUCCACCAACGGCCACUGCUCUCACCUUUGCCUGGCUGUGCCUGUCAGCAGCUAUGUAUGCGGCUGUCCAGCCCACUAUUCGCUUAAUAACGACAACAAAACCUGCAGUGCACCCACCUCCUUUCUGCUGUUUAGCCAGAAAACAGCCAUCAAUCGCAUGGUGAUGGAUGAGCAGCAAAGCCCUGACAUUAUCCUGCCAAUUCACAGCCUGCGCAAUGUUCGAGCCAUCGACUAUGACCCGCUCGACAAGCAGCUUUAUUGGAUCGAUUCCAAACAGAAUGUCAUCCGUCGUGCCCAGGAGAACGGCAAUCAGAGUAUGACUGUGGUGUCCAAUUUAAUGGGGGGGCACAACCUGGGCCUGCAGCCAUACGACCUCAGCAUUGACAUCUAUAGCCGUUUUAUCUACUGGACCAGUGAGGUCACCAACGUCAUUAAUGUUACCCGUACCGAUGGCACACGCGUGGGAGUGGUCCUUCGCGGGGAGCAUGACAAACCCCGAGCAAUCGUGGUCAACCCAGAGAGAGGGUACAUGUACUUCACCAAUCUGCAGGAGCGUUCUCCUAAGAUCGAACGAGCGGCUCUGGAUGGCACUGAAAGAGAGGUGCUGUUCUUUGGUGGCCUGGGCAAGCCUGUUGCCUUAGCUAUUGACAACGAGCUGGGCAAGCUCUUCUGGGUAGACGUGGACCUGCGCCGUAUUGAGAGCAGUGACCUGUCUGGGGCCAAUCGGAUUGUGAUCGAGGACUCGAACAUCCUGCAGCCAGUCGGCCUGACUGUGUUUGGAGAUCACCUCUACUGGAUUGACCGACAGCAGCAGAUGAUCGAGCGGAUUGACAAGACGACACGUGAGGGCCGCACCAAGAUCCAGGCGCGCAUCGCUUCUCUGACGGACAUCCAUGCUGUUCAUGAACUCGACAUGGAGGAGUACAAUAAACACCCCUGUACCUCUGACAAUGGAGGCUGCUCACACAUCUGUAUUGUGAAGGGAGACGGCACCACACGCUGCUCCUGCCCUGUUCACCUGGUUCUUUUGCAAGAUGAGCUGUCGUGUGGAGAGCCACCCACUUGUUCACCGGUGCAGUUUUCAUGCACGUCAGGUGAGGUGGACUGCAUCCCGCAGGCAUGGCGCUGUGAUGGAUUCGCUGAGUGCGAUGAUGACAGUGAUGAGCGUGACUGCCCCGUGUGCUCAGAUGAGGAGUUCCAGUGUGACAGCAAGCAGUGUGUGGACAUCUCUCUGCGCUGCAAUGGAGAGAUCAACUGCCAGGACCGCUCGGACGAAAACAAAUGCGAAGUUUAUUGCCCUCCAGAUCAAUUCACCUGUAACAAUGGUCAGUGCAUCGGCAAACACAAGAAGUGUGACCAUAACAUGGACUGCAUGGACAACUCUGAUGAAAUUGGCUGCUACCCCACUGAAGAGCCCUCCCCGCCGCCCACCAACACCAUCGGCUCCAUCGUUGGCGUUGUGAUGACCCUGUUCGUCGUAGGCGCUGUCUACUUUGUGUGCCAACGGGUGCUAUGCCCGCAGAUGAAGGACGACGGUGAGACCAUGACCAACGACUUCGUAGUGCACGGACCAUCCUCUGUGCCGCUGGGCUAUGUGCCACACCCCAGCUCGUUGUCAGGCUCUCUGCCAGGCAUGUCUCGUGGGAAAUCGGUGAUUGGCUCCUUGAGUAUAAUGGGUGGUAGCAGCGGACCUCCAUAUGACCGUGCCCACGUGACAGGAGCUUCCUCCAGCAGCUCGUCCAGCACCAAGGGCACUUACUUCCCUCCUAUCCUGAACCCUCCCCCCUCUCCUGCUACAGUGCGCUCUCAGUACACUAUGGAGUUUGGCUACUCGUCCAACAGUCCCUCCACACAUCGUUCAUACAGCUAUAGACCAUACAGCUAUCGCCACUUCGCCCCGCCGACCACACCGUGCAGCACAGAUGUGUGUGACAGUGACUACACACCGGGGCGCCGGGCCCCACCAGCCUCCAGCGCUGUGGCCAAGGGCUACACCAGCGACCUCAACUAUGACUCAGAGCCCUUUCCACCUCCCCCCACCCCACGUAGCCAGUACCUAUCAGCCGAGGAGAACUGCGAGAGCUGCCCUCCGUCUCCUUACACAGAGCGCAGUUACUCACACCACCUCUAUCCCCCACCCCCCUCACCCUGCACAGACUCGUCAUGAGCCCUGCCAAUCAUGUGCAGAACCCCACCCCUCAUCUCCCCGUUGGUGUAAAUAGCAAUUGUGCAUAUAAUGAACUUUUUUUUUUUUUUUUUUUUUUUUAAGAGAAAGUGACUGACGCUUUAGCUGAAAAGCUGUUCUGUACAGAGCAAGAAACAGAAAAAGAGACACUUUGGUGCGCAGAGCUGACAUUCUUGUACAUUUAAAAAAAAAAAGAAAGCAUAUUUAUAUAUUUUCUAUACAGCGUUUAUUGGUUAUGCCAUAGAGCUUUGUAUUAUUAAAAGAAAUUUGUACAUUUUUUAAAGGAAAAUUUUAUUAAAUUCACACAAACAUCCAUAUGUUGCCUUAAAUCCAGGAGUUCGGAAUCAAACUACCUUCUCUUCGAGGCGGAAGGAUUUACGGGAAACGUGGGAAAAGACUGCGGGUGGUUAAAUUUCCGAUGCCAAAUAACAAGUAAUGCCAUCCUGCUCCACAGCUCAGGGAGAGGAUGGAGACGGAAGGCGGACGGCUCCCUCUGAUGGCGCUCACUGGUACUACGCUGGGCAGCUCUGUGUGCUUUGCAGCCAUUUUGUCUGAAGCUGAAAUGCUAGACCUUCUAAUCACCUAAAAGCUGGUCCACUUGGAGAUCUCCACCAGGAGUAAUGGAGAAACACGGUACUUCUGUUUUUCCCACCUUGUUUUUUCAUUUUGUAUUUCCGGAAAGGCACCGUGCCACACCACUGGAAAAAACGAUUCGAUUAAAAAGCUGUCAGAACUGUGGGAAAAAGAACCGGACGGGAAACGGCCAGACGGAAGGUGCUGCUGAUGCUGGUUGGUGUCCAGUGUCGAGGUUUUGUCAUAAAGGUAACGCAGUGGCUGUUCUGGCUUCACAGCUCCAGGGUCUCCAGCCCCGUUUGCCGUGUGAGAGGGAGGUGUGGUGAUUUAGCGUCACUCGCCAGGGGACUGAAGUUUCUACAGUCUUGAGCAAUCAACCAAAAUCUUUUAAUCUAUUUUCUUUUCUUUUGUCUCCUCCUCCCAACAUGCCUGACUGCAACUGUAGACGAGUCUGUGCUGAAGGACACAACCCAAAGCACAUCUCUCUCUCUCUGCUGUCCUUUCUCCCUGCCAUCUCUUCUCCAGCCCUCAGCACCGUUCAUCCUUUACAGGAACUAAGAGAAAAAGCCCAGUACACAAUCAAGGACAAGCUUAUCGUGCCUGAACAGUUUCUAACAAACUCUUUUACAACAUUUUGCAUCUUUUCUAGAACACCAGUGCCCGCAAAAUGUCCAAAUAUUUUUGUACCACAUAUUGUGUAGAUACCGUAUUUAUAAGCUAUAAAGAAUGAAAAGCAUUGUAAAUCCUCUCCAUGAUAUCCUUGCAGUACUUUUACCAUAACGCCAUAUACUCUGAAUAUAUGCCUUGCUCUAUUUUUCUAUACGAAUUUUGACCUGAAAGUACGGUGACAAUCCACUAUGAACACCACAAGCCGAAGAACGUAACUCCAUGAAUGUUCCUGUUUUGUUAUGAAAAACUGUGGAGUUCUUAUCUCAAACGGUCUGGUCUAAAAUCCAGUAUAGCUUCUUUUUAUGAUUAUAUCCUGUGCAGUCUAUGAUUCACAUGAAGAGAUUGUCUUGUGUAUAGUAUAUGAUCAUAACGCUACUCUGAGAACCAGACUUGGGUGUUUAAUUAUUUUUUUUUUCAGUUUGUGGCUGGGUUGGGUCUUUUUAAGGUCUCUUUAAAGGCCUUUUGUGGUGUUUGUCCGUGCUGGUUGUCCGCCGUCUUGUAGCUCAAGCCUGGCUCGUUCCAGUUCCGUGUUAAAUUGUUGUGUGUGUGAUUGUGGUCGCCUGAUGUAUGUGGUUGUUUUGUCUUUUGUCUGUGCAUUUUGUCUACCGCGUUCUCUCUCAGAUGCAUACCUACACCAGCAUGAAGACUCUGUAGUUUUUCCUUUGACCUUUUUAACUCCUUUUUGACACCUUUUAUACACUGUAUGCUGCGGCAGCCACUUAAAGGGAUUUUGCUGAGACUGCAGACGAACGUCUAAGCCACAUGCGUAGCUAUGUGGACAGUACGCGUGGGCUGUGUUGGGCCUGUGGUCUGAUCCAGUACUUUUUCUUUGUUUAAAUACAAAAGGAAGUUUUGAGUUGGCUCGUUAAGCUGGCAUGUUUGAUGAUAAUUGGGGUCUUGUAUUUUUCCUCCUGAACCCCUGCGCAUAUUCUGUUCAGUAGUUGUUGAUGUUCAGGUGUUAUUCAGUAACUUAGUAACUACAGUCGAAACUACUAAAUUAUGUAGUUUCUAGUCUGAACAGUUCAGCUCGAGUUUAAGGGGCUGAAUUUACAUCCCACCGAUGCGAGUUUAGAAAAAAAAACAAACUCCCAGAAACGUGGUCUAUACAGACGUCCAGCCGA
Pygocentrus nattereri (red-bellied piranha) is the source of this 7419-nucleotide messenger RNA. RefSeq names its product low density lipoprotein receptor-related protein 6 (gene lrp6). The transcript is spliced from 23 exons. Gene Ontology annotation, molecular function: Wnt-protein binding; Wnt receptor activity. The record is from RefSeq and is a predicted model, not a curated record. The coding region runs from base 182 to 5038 and encodes 1618 amino acids. NCBI's taxonomy places the organism in Eukaryota, Metazoa, Chordata, Actinopteri, Characiformes, Serrasalmidae. Gene Ontology annotation, biological process: Wnt signaling pathway involved in somitogenesis; chemical synaptic transmission; receptor-mediated endocytosis involved in cholesterol transport.